UGCGUCAUUCGUGGCAGAAAUACUGGGGACUAAUCAUCUUGUUCUUUCCUACGUGUUUCGUAUACAACGCGUUGUAUCUUAAAGCAGUCAGGUUAACAGUUAAUGUCGUGUUAGUGUAAAGUCAAAAGUGAUUAUUUAUAACUAAUAAUAUGUCGAAGACACAAAAUAAAGGUUUCACAAAAGAAGAAGAACUUCUGUUACAAGAUUUCAGCAGAAAUGUAUCCACGAAAUCAUCGGCACUAUUCUAUGGCAAUGCUCUAAUAGUAUCUGCUGUACCAAUAUGGUUAUUUUGGAGAAUCCAUAUGAUAGAUGUAUACUCUUCAUUAAUUUUAUUUGCUGUUGUAACUGCUGUAUCCACUUAUCUACUCGCUAUGGCCUACAGAAAUACCAAAUUUACUUUAAAACAUAAAAUUGCCGUUAAGAGAGAAGAAGCCGUCACAAGAGACUUGACAAAGAAGCUUGCAGAUGACAAGAAGAUGAGCAAAAAAGAGAAAGAUGAAAGAAUUCUAUGGAAAAAGAAUGAAGUCGCAGAUUUUGAAGCAACAACUUUCUCCAUUUUCUACAAUAAUGCUUUAUUUUUGGCAAUCGUAAUACUUGCGAGCUUUUAUUUGCUGCGAUCAUUCACUCCUGCUGUCAACUACACUUUGUCCAUUGGUACAACUGCUGGACUUUUAGCCUUAUUAUCUACAGGUUCACAAUAAUUUAUAUUGUUAAAUUCCAUUUCAUCUUUUUAGUAAUUUUUUUUUAUUUAUAUUGUUCAAAUGAAAAUUAAUUUACAUUGUACAAAUAAAUCGUGUUUUGAUAAA
Messenger RNA from Anoplophora glabripennis (Asian longhorned beetle), 806 nucleotides. Its product is annotated as translocon-associated protein subunit gamma. The transcript has a single exon. Gene Ontology annotation, cellular component: endoplasmic reticulum; membrane. The coding region runs from base 150 to 701 and encodes 183 amino acids. Lineage: Eukaryota; Metazoa; Arthropoda; Insecta; Coleoptera; Cerambycidae. The record is from RefSeq and is a predicted model, not a curated record. Gene Ontology annotation, biological process: SRP-dependent cotranslational protein targeting to membrane.